Messenger RNA from Gadus morhua (Atlantic cod), 3343 nucleotides. RefSeq names its product lon peptidase 1, mitochondrial (gene lonp1). NCBI's taxonomy places the organism in Eukaryota, Metazoa, Chordata, Actinopteri, Gadiformes, Gadidae. The coding region runs from base 44 to 3058 and encodes 1004 amino acids. Gene Ontology annotation, biological process: protein catabolic process; mitochondrion organization; protein quality control for misfolded or incompletely synthesized proteins. Gene Ontology annotation, molecular function: ATP-dependent peptidase activity; single-stranded DNA binding; serine-type endopeptidase activity. Gene Ontology annotation, cellular component: mitochondrial matrix. The transcript is spliced from 21 exons. The record is from RefSeq and is a predicted model, not a curated record.
AAUCGUGUGUCGCGCCUCCAGGUGCAUCAUCCUCUAUCGCAACAUGGCCGCCUGCAUGAGAAUGUUGGGCUCUUACAGACAGUUGCACAAGAACUCCCUUCUCCUCAACUGGCCGAACAUGUACCGAACUUUUAACACUGUCUCCAAACUGAGACAUUCAACAUCAACGUACCGACGGGUUGACAGAAGUAGUUGUGCUAUGUCGGGAACCGCGAAGAGGACGUUACUCAACGAUUGCGUCGGUAACAUUCGGUUCAACAUGUCAAUGACGGGACCGGGCCGUCGGGUUCGUGUUUGUGCUGCUUUUAGUGGGGGGGAGGGCGUCUUGCCCCGUGGAUAUCCACACAUCAUCCCCAACAGGGCUUAUGGGAGCCGGGGCAGUGGGUCAGCCUUCUCCGGAGACAAUGGCGGAGAGAGCUCUGGGUCUGGUGGAGAGGAAUCCGGGGGAGAUGGGAGCAUGCCCUACAAUGAGCCACAAAUGACAGCUCUCACACCGAUGAUGGUGCCGGAUGUGUUUCCUAAUGUUCCCCUGAUCGCUGUCAGCAGGAAUCCUGUGUUUCCUCGAUUCAUCAAAAUCAUCGAGGUGAAGAACACUGCGUUGAUGGAGCUGUUGAAGAGGAAAGUUCGACUUGCUCAGCCAUAUGUUGGAGUCUUUCUAAAGAGAGACGAUAAUAAUCAAUCAGAUGUGGUGACUUCUCUGGAUGCUAUAUACUCAACUGGGACAUUUGUUCAGAUACAUGAGAUGCAGGAUCUGGGCGACAAAUUGAGAAUGAUUGUUAUGGGACAUCGCAGGAUCCGUAUCACAAAAGAGCUAGACGUGGAGCCCGACGAGCCUGUCGCAUCAUUUCCAUCAUCCGAGUCGGAUGCAGACAGUGAAUCAGCGCCCAAAACCAUGCUGAAACGCAAACCAAAACGGAGUCGCAAGGACCCCGCUGGAGCCGCUGCAGAACAUCUGGAGGCUAAGAUCUCUGAUACAGACAUGACCCCCGUUGUAGAGGCUGUGCCCUCGUUGGACAUUCUCAUGGUGGAGGUGGAGAACAUUAAUCACGACCAGUUCACUGUCACAGAGGAGGUCAAGGCAUUGACAGCCGAAAUUGUGAAGACCAUCCGUGACAUUAUUGCUCUAAACCCUCUGUAUAGGGAGUCAGUCCUCCAGAUGAUGCAAGCAGGCCAGAGAGUGGUUGAUAACCCUAUCUACCUCAGUGACAUGGGUGCCGCGCUGACCGGGGCGGAGUCGAGCGAACUGCAGGAUAUUCUGGAGGAGACUAAUAUCCCUAAGCGGUUGUACAAGGCUCUGUCUCUGCUGAAGAAGGAAUACGAGCUCAGUAAACUGCAGCAGCGACUGGGGAGAGAGGUAGAAGAGAAGAUCAAACAAACCCACAGGAAAUAUCUGUUACAGGAGCAGCUCAAGAUUAUUAAGAAGGAGCUUGGUUUAGAGAAGGAGGAUAAAGAUGCCAUCGAGGAGAAGUUCAGGGAGAGACUUAAAGACAGAGUAGUCCCUCCACACAUCAUGGUUGUCAUUGACGAAGAACUCAAUAAACUCGGACUUUUGGACAACCACUCUUCAGAGUUCAAUGUGACCCGUAACUAUCUGGACUGGCUGACCAACAUGCCCUGGGGAACCAACAGCGAGGAGAAUCUAGCACUCGAUCGGGCUAAUGAGGUUCUGGAAGAGGACCACUACGGGAUGGAUGAUGUCAAAAAACGCAUUUUGGAGUUCAUAGCGGUCAGCCAGCUCCGGGGAACUACCCAGGGAAAGAUAUUAUGCUUCUACGGCCCUCCAGGAGUAGGGAAGACCUCCAUCGCUCGCUCCAUUGCUCGAGCCCUCAACAGAGAGUACUUCCGGUUCAGUGUUGGCGGCAUGACUGACGUUGCUGAGAUUAAGGGCCACAGACGGACGUAUGUUGGAGCGAUGCCAGGAAAGAUCAUCCAGUGCCUUAAGAAAACCAAGACUGAAAACCCACUGGUGCUUAUAGACGAGGUAGAUAAGAUGGGGAGGGGCUACCAAGGGGACCCAUCCUCAGCCUUGCUAGAGCUUCUGGACCCUGAGCAGAAUGCAAACUUCCUUGACCAUUAUCUGGAUGUUCCUGUGGACCUGUCAAAGGUGCUGUUCAUCUGCACAGCAAACAUCCUCGACACCAUUCCAGAGCCUCUCAGAGACAGGAUGGAGAUGAUCAACGUGUCCGGAUAUGUGGCCGAAGAGAAAUUGGCUAUUGCUGAGCGUUACCUGGUCCCCCAGCUGCGUGCUCUUACCGGCUUGACUCAGGAGAGCGGCGCCAUAUCGCCAGAGGCACUGAGUCUUCUGAUCAAACAGUACUGCAGAGAGUCUGGUGUGAGGAACCUGCAGAAGCAAGUGGAGAAGGUGUUCCGCAAGGUAGCCUUCCAGAUCGUGAGUGGUAAAGACCACGCCGUCACAAUCACGCCUGACAACCUGCACGACUAUGUCGGCAAACCCCUGUUCACCGUCGACCGGAUGUAUGACGUCACGCCCCCUGGCGUGGUCAUGGGACUGGCCUGGACCGCCAUGGGUGGUUCAACGUUAUUUAUUGAGACGUCGUUGCGACGUCCUCGUGAGCCGGUGCUGAAAGAAGGGGAGGGCUCUCUGGAGCUCACAGGGCAGCUCGGCGACGUGAUGAAGGAAAGUGCUAAGAUUGCAUCAACCUUUGCCAGAUCCUUCCUCAUGACCCAGGAUCCCCAGAACAGCUUCCUGGUCAACUCUCAUCUGCACAUGCAUGUUCCUGAGGGUGCCACCCCUAAAGAUGGACCAAGUGCUGGUUGCACUAUUGUCACAGCAUUGUUGUCACUAGCAACCAACCAAUCAGUGCGCCAGAACGUAGCGAUGACUGGAGAAUUGUCCCUGACAGGGAAGAUUCUGCCAGUAGGGGGAAUUAAGGAGAAGACUAUUGCUGCUCGUCGUGCAGGCGUGACAUGUAUGAUCCUACCAGCAGAGAACCAGAAGGACUUCUCAGACCUUCCUCAAUAUAUUACACAAGGCCUGGAAGUCCACUUUGUCGACCACUAUUCCAAGAUCUACCCCAUUGUGUUUCCAGAGGCAUAGCGUUACCCUGUCAUUCAAGAAAGGACCACACACUGCAAUGUCUCCCAAUUGUUUAAUAUUUGAAGGACUCCGUUAUCAACACAAGGGUGCAGGCCGUAUCCUGGACACUUAUUACCUGUCCUUAUGAGACACACCCUUUGACAUGGACUAAGCGACUUAAGCCAGAUGAAUGGAUGCUAAUUGGUCAACAAUUAAUUCAAAUAAUGCGUCAACACAUUAUUCAUUUAUAGUUUAAUAUAAGAUGUUUUUUUUAUAAAUAUACAUUAAAGUGAAAUGUAAUCUGAA